This is a messenger RNA of Perognathus longimembris pacificus (Pacific pocket mouse), 3236 nucleotides long. RefSeq names its product TATA-box binding protein associated factor 5 like (gene Taf5l). NCBI's taxonomy places the organism in Eukaryota, Metazoa, Chordata, Mammalia, Rodentia, Heteromyidae. The record is from RefSeq and is a predicted model, not a curated record. Gene Ontology annotation, molecular function: transcription coactivator activity; protein binding. Gene Ontology annotation, cellular component: nuclear protein-containing complex; histone acetyltransferase complex. Bases 167 to 1936 code for a protein of 589 amino acids. Gene Ontology annotation, biological process: regulation of DNA-templated transcription. The transcript has 5 exons.
GACCCGCACGUGGCGGCGCCGGCCGGGAGCUCGCGCGGAAGCGGGGCGCGCUCUCGGCGGCGCUCGACUCGGCGGAAGUGGGCUGCGGCACCGCGCGCGGCGCGGCCAGCCGUGAGUCGCGGCCCCGCGGACCUCCCGGCGGUUGUGGUUCCGGCGCCGAGAGGUCAUGAAACGGGUGCGUACGGAGCAAGUCCAGGUGGCAGUGUCCUGCUACCUCAAACGCCGGCAGUACGUGGACUCAGACGGUCCCCUGAAGCAAGGUCUGCGCCUCUCACAGACUGCUGAGGAGAUGGCUGCCAACCUCACAGUCCAGUCAGAAUCUGGUUGUGCCAAUGUGGUAUCUGCAGCCCCAUGUCAGGCAGAACCCCAGCAAUAUGAAAUACAGUUUGGACGAUUGCGGAGUUUUCUCACGGAUUCUGACUCCCAGCACAGCCAUGAAGUGAUGCCUCUCCUCUACCCCCUCUUUGUCUACCUCCAUUUCAACCUGGUCCAGAGCGGCCCAAAGAGCACCAUUGAAAGCUUCUACAGCCGCUUCCAUGGGAUGUUCCUGCAGAACGCAAGCCAGAAGGAUGUUAUCGAGCAGCUGCAGACCACGCAGACCUUCCAGGACAUCCUGUCCAACUUCAAGCUCCGAGCAUUCCUAGACAACAAGUACGUGGUCCGUCUCCAAGAAGACAGCUACAACUACCUGAUCCGCUACCUCCAGAGUGACAACAACACUGCCCUGUGCAAAGUCCUCACUGUGCACAUUCACCUGGAUGUGCAGCCUGCCAAGAGGACAGACUACCAGCUCUAUGCCAGUGGCAGCUCCUCCCGCAACGAGAGCAGUGGCCUGGAGCCCCCAGAGGUGCCCAGCCCUAUUCUGCAGAACGAGGCUGCCUUGGAGGUCUUACAGGAGAGCAUCAAGCGUGUCAAGGAUGGGCCUCCCUCUCUCACUACCAUCUGCUUCUAUGCCUUCUAUAACACAGAACAGCUGCUGAAUACAGCAGAAAUCUCUCCUGAUAGCAAGCUGCUUGCAGCUGGUUUUGACAGCUCCUGCAUCAAGCUAUGGAGCUUGCAGUCCAAGAAAUUGAAGUCAGAGCCCCACCGUGUAGACACCUCCCGUAUCCGCCUGGCCUGUGACACUCUGGAGGAAGAGGAGGAUGAGGAUGAUAGCGUGGGCACAGAGAUGAAGAUACUGCGGGGUCAUUGUGGACCAGUGUACAGCACACGGUUCCUCGCAGACAGCUCUGGGUUGCUAUCUUGCUCUGAAGACAUGUCCAUCAGAUAUUGGGACCUCGGUAGUUUCACCAACACUGUGCUGUACCAAGGACACGCCUACCCUGUGUGGGACCUGGACAUAAGCCCAUACAGCCUGUACUUCGCCAGCGGCUCCCAUGACCGAACCGCCAGGCUGUGGUCCUUUGAUCGGACGUACCCGCUGAGGAUAUAUGCAGGGCACCUGGCAGAUGUGGACUGUGUCAAAUUCCACCCUAACUCAAACUACUUAGCCACAGGCUCAACUGACAAGACUGUCCGGCUGUGGAGUGCCCAGCAGGGGAACUCAGUGCGGCUCUUCACAGGACACCGUGGCCCUGUGCUCUCCCUUGCCUUUUCCCCCAAUGGUAAGUAUUUAGCCUCUGCAGGUGAGGACCAGCGGUUGAAGCUGUGGGACCUAGCCUCUGGGACCCUUUUUAAAGAAUUGAGAGGCCACACGGACAGCAUCACCAGCCUGGCCUUCAGCCCAGACAGCGGCCUGGUCGCCUCUGCCUCCAUGGACAACUCUGUACGUGUCUGGGACAUCAGGAACACCUGCUGCAGUGCCCCCGCUGAUGGCUCCUCUAGCGAGCUUGUGGGUGUGUACACAGGGCAGAUGAGCAAUGUCCUGAGUGUGCAGUUCAUGGCCUGCAACCUACUUCUGGUGACUGGAAUCACACAAGAAAAUCAAGAACAUUGAUAUUCUGUAUCUUGGUGGUUGUGGGCUGGCAGGGCUAGGAGAGAGACCUCUGGCCACAGUCCUGAAUGUGCUGAGACUGGAUCCCUGAUGGUGGGAGAACCAACCCUUCCCCUCCUCCUGGGCACCACUGCUCAGCUCUUGCACACAGCCAAGUGUCCCAGGACGAUGGGGCGGGUGACAUUUAGACUCUGGGUGAGAGCUAGAAGUCAGUUGCAGGUUCUCAGAGAACCUGCCUGCCCUCCUGUGCGCAGCACUUUCUCAUCUUCUCCCCAGUGGGUUUGGCUGGGGCAGCUGCACAGGGCUCCCUGGAGCCACUGAGGGGAGGUGUCACUGCUUCCCUCGGGGAAGGAAGUGGGGACAGCAAAUAGAAAAAGAAGGCAUGAUCUUGGCAAAUUGUUUCCGUUUCCAUAUGACAAGGUAAAUAGGAUUUUUUUUUAUCAUUGUUACUAUAUUAUAGAGAAGAGGAAACCUAGCACUGGCAGAGAGGACAGGACCUUCUCUUACCUUUCAGGUUUGACUCCUGGCACUGGCAAUGAUACUUGGAAUUUUGAGGUUCAGGGAAUUCAGAUAAUUUGGUGGCCCUGUGUAUCAGGAGAAAGGGAGGUCUUGGGGAUACUCCUGCCAGAUGACAUGUUUCUAGAAGUCGGUGGGUGAGUUGGAAUUGGGCAGUUGCAGUGGUGGUGGGAAAGAUUGUUUGCAUAGCUGCACAUCUUGUCAAUUCUCUCCCCUGAAGAAAAAAUUAUGAUGGGCUGGGAUGUAGCUCAGUGGUACAGCGCUUGCCUAGCAUGCAUGAGGCUGUGGUUCAUCCCUGGCACCAAAAAGAGAUAAUGCUAAAGAAUAAAAUAAUUUGGAAUUAAUCACAGAUAGCUUUAGGAAAUGUUGAGUUUCUAAAUGACUUUAUUCAGAAGUGUGGCUUUCCACAUCUUUUUCUCCUGUGAUCAUUUGCUCCCACUCUGCACUGCAGUACCUGUCUGAUGAACAGGUUGUGAAUGAAUCAUGCACACACAUGCAUAUCAAAUGUGCUCUGAGGACAAAACAAGUUCCAAUGUGUGGGAAAAGGAUUGGACAUUUCUGUUUUCUGAAAGAGUUAUUUUGUAUUUUGUUUUCUAUUAAAAUGUAUUUAGUUUCAAAAAAAAACACAAAAGAUGUGUUAGCCUUUCAUUUCUAUUCUUGGACAGGCCUGGGAGUGUGCCAUCCUGGGGCCUCUUCAGAGAAGCAGCCAGCACACCAGACCAGCCCCAAGGCAUAUAUUUCUGUCCAGUUUAUUUCACAAUUCCUCCUGGUGUGCACUGGGGUACUG